This is a messenger RNA of Octopus sinensis (East Asian common octopus), 696 nucleotides long. Its product is annotated as dnaJ homolog subfamily A member 4-like. The transcript has a single exon. The coding region runs from base 1 to 696 and encodes 231 amino acids. Gene Ontology annotation, molecular function: Hsp70 protein binding. Lineage: Eukaryota; Metazoa; Mollusca; Cephalopoda; Octopoda; Octopodidae. The record is from RefSeq and is a predicted model, not a curated record. Gene Ontology annotation, biological process: protein refolding. Gene Ontology annotation, cellular component: cytosol; cytoplasm.
AUGAAUCAGACAGUGCAAAUACAGCCGGGAUUUUACCAGAAAAUUCAACGUCGGUGCACGGAAUGUGACGGAGAGGGCGAGUUUAUAAGCAAUCGGUGCAGGAAAUGUAACGGAAAGAAGAUUGUGGUGCUUAAAGAGUUGGUUCGAGUCAGAAUUGAGCCGGGAAUGAAGUCAAACAAGCGACUGGUGUUUUCUGGGAAAGGAAAUCACGUGAAUCGGACUGUGGAGGCCGGUGAUUUGAUAAUUGAGUUGGAACUGAAAGAACACUCCACGUUUAUAAGAAAAGACAUGGAUUUGAUUAUUAAAAUGGAGAUUACACUCGCUGAGAGUUUAUGCGGGUUUAAGAGGAUAAUUCAGACUUUGGAUCAGAGGAAGUUGUUAAUAAGCAACCCUCCUGGAACUGUUAUUGGUAAUGAAGCGUACCGUUCUGUGGCUAAUGAGGGGAUGCCAAUGCGAGGAUCGGAUGGAAGGGUGAAGGGACAGCUCAUUAUUAUAUUUAUCGUCACUUUUCCUCAGAAUGAGUAUACUGGAGAGAAUUUGAAAGUGAUUGGGGACAUUUUGCCUCCUCGGCCGGACUAUGGUUACUGUGAUGAUGGGCAAGUUCUCAAGUCGGAGUUGUAUGAUCCCAAGUCGAGUAGUCGUAGAAGACGUCAGCAGGCUAGUCAGGGAGAAACUGUAGAGUGUGCUAGUCAAUAG